CCUUCCUCAUUCGGUUCUUGAAUCGGAGCAAGAGAGCCAGACGAUUAAUAUUCUCCAAACUCCAUCAAAAUUAAUCCUAAAUUCGUUAUGUCGACGACGAAGAAAAUCGGUUCGAGGAUCUUGAUGGUCCUUGUCAUGGGUUGGUCCCUCUUCCAGGUGACGAACGGGUCCAAGGAAAGGUACUACCCCAAAUGGAAGCUGGCUGGCUGGAACAAGCUCCCAGGAUUCAAGGCAAGAAUAACUCAGAAGGGUCUCGACUUCUUCAAAGAUGUCGGCAUGAAGACACUUCAGGCAAAAAUCGGAAAAAUGCACAUUCCAGAUCAACAUGGCUCGUCUGGUGCAAUUGAAUACUCUGCAACUAAUAUCAAGAUCGUAUCCUUCGGUUUACCAGCCUCCAUCACCCCUAAUGGGGACGGGCUGAGGCUUCAAAUGAAUAAGGCUUCUUUCAACCUGCACGGGGAUAUCAGUUAUACAGUCAUUAAAAUUAUCACUAAAUCUGGAUACUUUGACGGAAGACUGGCUGACAUCUCUCUUGAUGCUUCUAUCCGUAUAGGAGUGGACAAUAGUGGCAGACCAUCAGCAAGUGCCAAAAAUUGUAAUUUCCAUGUCGGGUUUGUAAAGGUAGAACUACACGCUGGAUCGGCUUGGAAAUAUGAUGAAGAAGUCGCUGCUCAACUGAAACAAACCUUGAAUCAUCAGGUCUGCAGUAACGUUAUCAAAGCUAUCAACACUGAUCUAGAAAACAAAUUAAGAGCAUUGAAAGUGGCUAUGCUCUACAAAGACAAGUUUAAGUUUGACUACUCUCUCGUAGAAAGCCCAUCGUUCAACACAUCAGUCGACACAGCGCACAAGGGUGAAGCUUACCCGAUCGGAAAUGCGACCGAAUGCCCCAUACCUAUACCAGUAGUGCCACAGGAUCCGGAUAAGACUUCAAAGAUGUUGUUCCUGUGGGUAACCGACUACCUGCCAAACUCUGCCGGUUAUGUCCUGCAGGAGACCGGUCAGCUCCACCAUAUACUGACUCCAGAUAACGUGCCUCCGGAACAGAAGAAAUACCUCAACACGUCUAGUAUGGCUGUAAAAAUGCUCCUUCCACAGAUCAGCAAACUCUACCCAAACAUGGCAAUGAUGAUUAGUCUGAACAGCACUCAAACUCCCACGGUCAAGAUCACAUCGGAUGGCAUCGAGGCUGUCUUGGUCGCCUACUGCUCCCCGUACGCUAUCCUUCCAAACAAGACCAAAGCCUUCUUGUUCACACUGAGCGUGUCCAUCAUUGCAGACUUAAACGUCGGCCUGAAGGCGACCAACAUAACAUGGAAGAUUACGUCUUUCAGAACCGUUUUGAAAGAGGUUCGCUCUGAGGUGGGGCCGAUUUCGAUCUCAAAACUUCAGAAAGCUGUUGACUUGGCUAUUAAGACGUCAAUACUUCCGAAGCUUAACAAAAUGGGCAUGGCUGGAGUUCCUCUUCCGAAACUGGAUGGCUUUGAGAUGAUUAAUUCAUCCAUCACACCGGGAAAGGGUUUUCUGAAGAUUGGAACUGACCUCAUUUACACCGAUCAGUCGGCCGACGCCAUAUAAGAAUAUUACUAACGUUUUCAACGUUUUUUCUUUCAAAUAGAAUACACAACAUCAACAUUAAUGUGUCAGAUGGCAAUCGUGCACUGAUCAAUG
Messenger RNA from Lytechinus variegatus (green sea urchin), 1671 nucleotides. Its product is annotated as bactericidal permeability-increasing protein-like. Gene Ontology annotation, molecular function: lipid binding. Lineage: Eukaryota; Metazoa; Echinodermata; Echinoidea; Temnopleuroida; Toxopneustidae. The transcript is spliced from 16 exons. The coding region runs from base 88 to 1578 and encodes 496 amino acids. The record is from RefSeq and is a predicted model, not a curated record.